AUGCCUAUGCUUGAGCCUGGGUCUUCAACAACCUCCCCUGUUGCUUUCUUGGUCUCUGAUGCUGCCAAUCCCCAAUUCUCCGCUUGCCAACCCGACAGCUGGAAUGACGAGGAUCCCGCACGCCAAUUCCAUUUCAGUCCAGCCGUAUGCCCCAGUGACUGGACAUAUUAUAGCGUGAGACGCAUAUUCCCCACAGCUGCAAGUCAAAAGGACCAUUCCACGGCCUACUGUUGUGCUAGGUUUGUGCAUGAGCACCCACGGCUGCAUUUCCAAACCGGAUCACUGAUUCGAUCUCAUAACUUUAGUGGCUACGAUCUCUGGGAUACCUGGCUAGACUUCCCUAUAACCAGCCUCGCAAGGCCCUGUUACCAAUACAUUGAGGCCGGCGCAACCAGAAUCACAAUACCAAUAGAGUCAUCCGGUACUGGGACGACACGGGUCUUUAAAAAAGGGUAUAUGGCCCAUGAAGCAUGGGCUAUCUCAUGGGCGGCCGAGAACACGGCGGGCAUGUCUCCAGCACUACCGGCGCUUGACUCGGUGCAUGAUAUUGCGACCUGGGUGCCGGGGCAGAGUGUUACGUCCUUCCCACAGCCAAAGUCUCAGAAUGACUCGGUCCUUGUGGGCUUGGGAAAAUUCUACUACAUAGGCCUUCCGCUCAUUUGCGUCGCAGCUCUUGCAGGUGGCAUUUGUUGUUGUAUCACGGUCCGACGAUCGAAGCGACGAGAGGCGGCCAAAUUGGAGCAGUGGCGAUUAGAGCAUCCAACUGGGAUGUUCAGAACUACUAGUCGCUGA
Messenger RNA from Penicillium paradoxum, 792 nucleotides. RefSeq lists its product as uncharacterized. NCBI's taxonomy places the organism in Eukaryota, Fungi, Ascomycota, Eurotiomycetes, Eurotiales, Aspergillaceae. Bases 1 to 792 code for a protein of 263 amino acids. The transcript has a single exon. The record is from RefSeq and is a predicted model, not a curated record.